Dunckerocampus dactyliophorus (ringed pipefish) is the source of this 1000-nucleotide messenger RNA. RefSeq names its product heat shock protein, alpha-crystallin-related, 1 (gene hspb1). Gene Ontology annotation, biological process: response to heat; protein refolding. Gene Ontology annotation, molecular function: protein folding chaperone. The transcript is spliced from 3 exons. The record is from RefSeq and is a predicted model, not a curated record. NCBI's taxonomy places the organism in Eukaryota, Metazoa, Chordata, Actinopteri, Syngnathiformes, Syngnathidae. Bases 160 to 744 code for a protein of 194 amino acids.
GUAGUCUGCUCCAAAUAGACAUUCUGGUAGCUUCCAUGAGUGUGUGUGCAGGGGGGGCUGAGUUGAAAGGGGUGGUGUUGCUGUAUAAAUAGGAGGCAGGCUGCAUGUUGAGGGGAACUUUCUCAGAGAGACCAAAGGGCACCAGCAGCAGCAGCCACCAUGGCAGAGAGACGUAUUCCUUUCACCCUGCUCCGCACCCCAAGCUGGGACCCCUUCCGCGACUGGAACCCGACCAGCCGCAUCUUCGACCAGACCUUCGGCAUGCCCGCCACCCUGGAGGACUUCCCCUGCACCCACUGGCCGGGCUACAUGCGGCCCUCCUUGCUGCCGGCAGAGAUGGGCGCCAUGAUGUACCCGGGCGCCGUGAUGGCCCAGCAGGCUCGCGCCCUGUCCCGCCAGGUGAGCAGCGGCAUGUCGGAGAUCAAGCAGACCCAAGACAACUGGAAGGUGUCUCUGGACGUCAACCAUUUCUCACCUGAAGAGCUGGUGGUCAAGACCAAGGAUGGUGUGGUGGAAAUUACCGGCAAGCAUGAGGAGCGCAAGGACGAGCAUGGUUUUGUAUCCAGAUGUUUCACCAGGAAAUACACCCUCCCCGCCAGCGCCAACGUGGAGAAGGUGACGUCCUCCCUGUCACCCGAUGGCGUGCUGACAGUGGAGGCCCCGCUCGCCAAGCCGGCCAUCGAGGCUGCCGAGACCGCCAUACCCGUCACGGUGGACAGCAAAAGCGGGGCGGUGAAGAAAUAGGAGGCUCGCACACAAACGCACGCAUGCAAAUAAGCUUUUUUAAAUGGCAACAAAGAGCUGAGCAGAGAGCACGUUGUUUUAUGUCUGUCAUUGUUCUCCUUAGCGUUUCUACUCCUCUCCUGUCACGCUGCGUCUCACUGACACCCAAAAAGCACAACAAUGCCUGAUGGAAGCCUGCAAAUAGACUUGUUUUAUCCUCUUUUAGGAACGAGAAAGUAACGCAGCAAACCAAGAAUAAAGAUGGAAUGACCUACCA